AUUGAAAACCAGGACAGAUUUGUGCUCAGUGAAUUGGGUGAUGUUUUUAGUAUAGAGCAGAACAGAAUUCCUAGGACUGUGUGUGAUGAAGUGCAAGGUCAAAAGGAAAAGACAGAAAAAGCAUGUUUUAAAGAUGAGAAGUAUUUGGAUACCUGUGACUGUCUGUCUAUACUGUAAGGUGCUUAAUCAGCAACUCCAUCUUUUAGUUUUAAAGGAAAAGUAGCCCUAAAGUCAGUAUAACUAAGGGUGGAAUGAGGUGGGACAAGGUCCAGAAUUACUGCUCAGUGAUGUGUGUGUGUGUGCUGCCUGCUGGUGGAGCUGGGACUGCCCAUCUCAGAAGGAUGGGGAUGCUUGAUUUCCAGGCCAGGUUGUCCCAGCACAGUGGGGACUGGCCCUGUUAUAUGAGAAGACAGCACAUGGUGGCAGAGAUAGACACUAAGCCAUGGACUUUCCAAGGGAGGGAGUAGGUCUUUGGAGGGUAUGCAGGACAAAGGUAGACACUGGAUAAAGAACCAGAUAGUGCCCAGAUAUUACCCCGUCUGGGCCAUUGCUCCCACACUCAGGAACCAGACGUUGUGGGUGAGGACAUGCUGUCCCUCCUGCCAAGUUAAUAACUUCCUUCCCAACCAGGAUCCUGCCCCAAGCAGGAAUAUAGCUCUGCAUUUACAGCAGCUCCUCAGACCUUGUCAAAACCACCCUGCAACUCAGGAUUAAGGAGCGUGGUCACAGGAAGGUGGGGUUUCAGGGCAUCCCUCAGGAACUGCCCGUCUCCCCAGAAUUCCAUAAUGAAGGCCCAUAUACUCGUAGGUGUGCUGGUCAUGGUGGGCUUCACAGUGGGAAAGGUUCCUGUUCCCGACAUCCGGACCUGCCACUUCUGCCUCUUAGAAGACCCUUCUGUAGGAUGCAUUUCAGGCUCAGAGAAGUGUACCAUCAGCAGCUCAUCCCCAUGCAUGGUGAUCACCAUCUAUUAUGAUGUCAAGGUUCGCUUCAUCAUUCGAGGCUGUGGACAAUACUAUUCCUACCGCUGCCAAGAAAAACGCAACACCUACUUCGUAGAGUACUGGUAUCAGGCCCAGUGCUGCCAGUACGAUUAUUGCAACUCCUGGUCAAGCCCCCAACUCCAGAGCUUCCUGCCGGAGCCCCAUGACAGGCCCCUGGCCCUGCCUCUGUCUGACUCCCAGAUUCAGUGGUUCUACCAGGCCCUGAACCUCUCACUACCCGUCCCCAAUUUCCAUGCUGGGAAGGAGCCUGAUGGCCUGGACCCCGUGGUCACACUGCCCCUGAACCUGGGCUUGUCUUUUGCUGAGCUGCGCCGCAUGUACUUGUUCCUCAAUAGUUCAGGACUUUUGCUUCUUCCCCAGCCUGGACUCUGACACCUCACCCUUCCUGAAUUCCACUCUGUGCAAGUAUCUUUCUGUAACACCCUCAGCAUCCUGCACUGCCCUCUCUGAAAACACCCAUAUUCUUUGGUCACUGUGAUUUCUUAGGCCUCCCUCUGUUGUACCACUAGCAUCUAUAUGACUUUGGUGUAAUUUUCUCUCUCGAACUUUGGUGCCCUUUUUUUGUUUGUUUGAGACGGGGUCUCGCUCUGUCACCCAGGCUGGAGUGUAGUGGCAUGCUCUCUGCUCACU
Molecule: messenger RNA, 1631 nt
Organism: Cercocebus atys (sooty mangabey)
Lineage: Eukaryota; Metazoa; Chordata; Mammalia; Primates; Cercopithecidae
Gene: LY6G5B
Product: lymphocyte antigen 6 complex, locus G5B
Exons: 3
Coding region: 786-1373 (195 amino acids)
Cellular component (GO): external side of plasma membrane
Source: RefSeq, a predicted model, not a curated record